AUGGCAUCAACUGAUAUUCUUUCCCAUACCCUCUCCUCCAUCACAUCGAUCAAACUCGAAGAUAUUUCAAGCCAGAGAUCUGCAUUCGAGCAAGGCAAGUCGGAACUCCUCAAAACCGUCUCAGACCAGCCCAAGCAAAGUGAGAAACUCCGCAUCUUACUAGAUCGUAUUGAGAGUCUUGCUUCCAUGGGAAAGCUCAAGGAUAACAAAUCGAUCUCGUUGUACAACAUCCGACUCUUCCUUCAACAAGCUCAACAUGACCCAUCGGUUUCAGAAGGCCUCCUCAAAGAUUGGCAAGAAAAACUUGAGAAGGAGCUUGACGUUCACUCGUUGAAAUACGAAUAUGCUUCUUUAUAUGGUCGACUUGUCAAUGACAUUGGCCGAAAGGAGAUGCAUGAGCAGCGACAAAAAUGGGAAGAUUAUGUUUUUAAUCCUCUAGAGACUGAUUCUGCUGCUAUCGAAUCAUAUCUCACCAAGCUUUUUACCUCGACGUCGGACAUUAAGAAUGCUUGGGAGAAACUAAGACUCCAGACCGCUGCUUUUGAAGAGGAGAUGGAAAACCAAGUUCACUUUGACGAAAACUCCUUGAAAUGGGUGAUCAACGGCCUCCUACGCAGUGAUCUUCUUACCGAUGAAAAGCGCGCUAUUCUCAAAGACUUUCAAAGCAAUAAGGUUGUUCUCGCUGAAGUUGCCGACGUUCUAAAUAUGCGCAUAUCCUCACUCGAAAAGUGGCAAUGGGGAUCAGAGGGUACGCCUGUCGAACAACGUCGGCAAGUCAACGGUCGCUACCGAUUUUAUCACGACGAAGAUCUUCUACAAUCCAUUCUUCUUCGGUAUCUCGGCGUUAAAUGGUCCGUAUUCUUCAAAGGAAAGCUUACCGAAUUCAAAAAUUCCCACAAUGUCUGGGCCAGCUCCACUACACAAGUUUCAAAAGCAGACAAACACAGACGCGAAUACUUCUUUGACCAACCUAGUAGCAAUAAAAUCAACGUUGAAGCUAUUCGAGAGAACCACUUCAACUCUGAUAUUUUUCUCGAACAUCUACAACAUUCCCCUGAGGAACAACGAGGCGGAUACGCCGACGAUGACUCUGAUUGCGAGAAUGACACUCGCAAAUCUCCUCAACAAAUUACACAAUCAGUUCUUCACACUUUGGCCACCGAAAUAAUAAUGCAAAGUCGUCUUGGCAAUCCUGUGACGGUCGUUCGUUCCGAUUUCGCUUGGUUUGGACCUUCUCUCUCCCAUACAAGCAUGUUCUCAGUUCUAUCACAUUUCGGUGUAUCCUCUAAAUGGAUAUCGUUCUUCCGCCGUGCGCUUGAAGCACCCAUGGUCUUUCCUUCUGAUGGACCAUCCGCUCCUGUUCGUAUCCGCAAACGCGGGACUCCAAUUAGUGGUCCACUAAGUGACAUGCUCGGCGAAACUGUUCUCUUCUGCCUUGAUUUCGCCAUGAAUAAUAGAACCAAUGGCGCACGUCUAUACCGCUUACACGACGAUAUUUGGUUCUGGGGUAGCGAAUCAGUUUGCGUAUCUGGUUGGAAUGCCAUGGAAGAGUUUGCAGCCCUCAUGGGACUUGCCUUUAAUACUGAUAAAACAGGUUCCUGCACCGUGACUCGCCACCCUAGCACUAUCACCAAGGUCCCUUCAUCUCUCCCCGAAGGACUUGUUCGUUGGAAUUUCCUGUACCUGGAUCCUCUCACUGGUCGAUUCUUGAUUGAUCAAAAGCUUGUUGAUAACCACAUCAAAGAGUUAAGUCUUCAAUUGAAAGCCUGCAAGUCUAUUUUCGAUUGGAUUCAAGCCUGGAACAUCUACGGCUCCCGUUUCUUCACCACAAACUUCGGACGACCUGCCCAUUGUUUUGGACUCGCCUACGUGGAAGAUAUUCUCACGACGUUCUCCCGUAUUCAAGCCCAACUCUUUUCCGAAACCGGUGGCUCCGUUACCUCAACUCUCAAAUCCAUGCUUCAUGCUCGUUUUGGUGUGGAAAACAUUCCAGAAGGUUAUCUCUAUUUCCCCAUGUCCAUGGGUGGUCUCGACCUCAAAUCUCCUUUUGUACCACUCUAUCUGAUUCGCGAUCAAGUUGAAGAGAAUCCAGAUGAAAUCAUGGAUACUUUCUUCACCGAAGAGCGUCAUGAUUACGAACGCGCGAAAACGCAAUACGAUGAUGGCGACGUAUGGUCAAGUCGUCAUCGACGUGAUAAAGAACUCGACCUUGAAGGCUUCCCCUCGUUUGAAGAAUAUACCCAAUAUCGAGAACGCACAUCGAGAGCGCUGCAUAGUGCGUAUGAGAAGCUGAUGGAUGAGCCAAGGGAAUGCGCGGUUGAUAUCAUGGUGGGAAGAGUGGUGCAGGGGGGCAAAUGGGAGACGAGAGGGAUGACGAAUUACCAAAAGUGGAUUUUGCAGCUUUACGGGGCAGAUAUGGAGGAGAGGUUUGGGGGAAUAAAUGUUGUGGAGAAGGGAUUGCUUCCGACUGGAAUGGUGGGAAUGUUUAGGGAGAGUAGAUUUAAGUGGCAAGGAUGA
This is a messenger RNA of Botrytis porri, 2517 nucleotides long. RefSeq lists its product as uncharacterized. The record is from RefSeq and is a predicted model, not a curated record. Bases 1 to 2517 code for a protein of 838 amino acids. Lineage: Eukaryota; Fungi; Ascomycota; Leotiomycetes; Helotiales; Sclerotiniaceae. The transcript has 2 exons.